Filobasidium floriforme is the source of this 1344-nucleotide messenger RNA. RefSeq lists its product as uncharacterized. The record is from RefSeq and is a predicted model, not a curated record. NCBI's taxonomy places the organism in Eukaryota, Fungi, Basidiomycota, Tremellomycetes, Filobasidiales, Filobasidiaceae. Bases 94 to 1215 code for a protein of 373 amino acids. The transcript is spliced from 2 exons.
CGACGGGUCGUCUCGAGACAGGUCGACGCCGAGCGGAUCUACCUCACUCGAUUCGACUCUGCAUCACGACCACAUCAGCAGCAAGCCUCGACGAUGACCUCGCUAGAUCUGGCUCAUGAGCUGGGCUAUAUUUGGGUGGUUCGCCUGAACGACGGGCAUGUCGGCCAGCUAGAACCUCCUGAGCCCGACAUGCCUUCAUCGGGGCCGAACAGCCCAUCCUUUCAGGACGUCUUCGGCGGGUGGGCUGAUAGCAGUGAUGCGGAUCCCUGGAACCAGCCUCCUUUAGGAGAGCCUGUCAUCACGAUCCGACAAAGCCUCGACUCGGGCGCUGGCCAAGAGAGGCUAUUGGCGGGAUUGGAACCGUCGCCGGCUCUGAGAAGAUUCCGGGAAGCCCAAGCGGAAAGAUGUCGUAAUCCCUUACCUCCCCAUCAUGGUCCUGCCAACGAUAUCGAGCCUUUCACGUUCUUCGGUGUUACGCAGGCCGAUAGGAAGCGUCCCGUCAUCGGGGGCGAAGUCGAGCCCUUGUCCGGACUCGUUCAGCCUGAAGGCCUGCCCUCGCUUGGAGCCAUAAUCGUCCGGAGCGCAGCUCGUCUCACCUCGGCAUGUGAAAUGAUGGGAUUGGGCGAGACCUCUGCGAUCUUACAGGACGAGCAAGUACAGGGUCGUCUCAACGCCCUCGUCCGUCGUUCAUAUCAAGGCCGUACUUAUGAGAUGAUAGAGGAAAUUCCCUCCACCUCAGCUGAGCAACAAGUCAGGACCAUCCUCUGCAACUCGGACCACCUGAUCUCACGUACCCACGCUCGACUUGUCUCCUACGACGAACCUUCCUGGAAGAUCUCGCUCUGUCUAGCCAAAGAAGCUCAGAGGGAACUCGUCUGCGGGGCCAUGCUCGAACCCCAGGGUCUCGAGUCCGGAUUCGAAGACCCGGUCAGACGAUACUACCUCACCUGGUUCGUGGACGCCCAACCGGUGCUCGAUCGACUGGAUAAAGUCCUCGUCGACAUUUACGGGGUAGGGAGCUCUGACGCUGUGGUCGAGCGUCUUCAUCUUGAACAAGCCGAGAGUCUCCAACUCUGUCGAGGUCAACUUCGAGAUCGUCCUCGCAAGGCUCCUUUGCUCGGGCGUCUUGUGGAUACUUGUAGGAUGUGGAACGAUACGAUCGCUGGAUACAAGGUGCAAAAGCUCUUGUUCGCCGAAGGACUCGAGAGGUGUUGACAGCCGAGUAUCCCGAUCAACCCCGUCUUAUCGCAAUAGGUCGAGCGCCAACCGGUUCGACAUUCGUCUUGUUGGCGCAGUGUGCCUGUUCAUCUGAACGGGCUCGGCUCGAGUUCGGGUAUGCCAAUA